Anopheles marshallii is the source of this 519-nucleotide messenger RNA. Its product is annotated as MAPK regulated corepressor interacting protein 2. Lineage: Eukaryota; Metazoa; Arthropoda; Insecta; Diptera; Culicidae. The record is from RefSeq and is a predicted model, not a curated record. The transcript has 5 exons. The coding region runs from base 1 to 507 and encodes 168 amino acids.
AUGUAUACGGUAUCGAAAGGGCCUAGUAAAUUGGUGGCAAAAACUAGACGAGGAAUACCACAAAACUACGAAAAAUACGAAUUGUUUCGCGAUCUGGGCCGGAAGGAAUGUGAUAUUACGAGUGAAUUCAGUGUGCCUCGACCUGUGUUUCAAGCGUCCACAAAAUCUGCUGCAGUGCAAUAUCUGAAGGCACAGCAGCAACAGCAGCAGCAAUCGUACGAACAGAAUGUUAGCCCACAGCAUGAGGAGCUCAUCAAAUACAUCAAUGAUUCGUGGAAUAUGGUCGUAGCCUCUAAUCCUUACGAUGUACCUGGUUCACCUGACAGUACGGGAUCGAACUGCUCGCUAUCUUCCAACAGCAGUACGUCCUCCGUCUCGUCAACAUCAAGCACAUCGACAGUGUAUUAUAAUGAACCACCCAACCCGCUGCUAGUCGACUUUAAGCCAUUCGACCUCGAGACCUGGUGGGGGAAAAGAAUAUUCAACAACAUUACAAAAAGUCUGUGAAUUUACCUCCAC